Messenger RNA from Daldinia loculata, 968 nucleotides. Its product is annotated as Fcf1-domain-containing protein. The transcript has 3 exons. NCBI's taxonomy places the organism in Eukaryota, Fungi, Ascomycota, Sordariomycetes, Xylariales, Hypoxylaceae. The coding region runs from base 219 to 821 and encodes 200 amino acids. The record is from RefSeq and is a predicted model, not a curated record. Gene Ontology annotation, cellular component: small-subunit processome; nucleolus.
CUUACAUAAGGUCCGGCGAAACAUUAGCAGCGGCUAAUCUGAUAUUCCACUUCCCAGGGCGGUCAAGAUUUUCCCAUUGGGCGGCAGAUUUCCAAUUAUCUUGAUACUCAGACUUGCCCACCAACUUUGACCUUGCUUGACGUACCCGUGCGAAUUCAAGUCCCUCGCGCCCGCAAUCGAAAAUACUAUACGGAUCCGAGACAAGAAUUACUUCAAUCAUGGGUGUCGCAAAGAAGACGCGCAAGUUCGCCCAGGUCAAGCGCAUAAUCUCGCGCCGCGACGCGCGCCUCAAAGAAAACCAGACCAAAGCCGCCGACAAAGUCGCCGUCGCCGCAGCCGCCAAACCCUCAGCCACGGGCGACGUCGUCCGCCGCGAAGUCCCGCAGCUCCCCUCGUCGCUCUUCUUCCAGCACAACGAAGCCCUGGUACCCCCCUACAGCGUCCUCGUCGACACCAACUUCCUCAGCCACACCGUGCAGCGCAAGCUGCCGCUCCUCGAGUCCAUGAUGGACUGCCUGUACGCCAAGUGCACCCCCAUCAUCACCAGCUGCGUCAUGGCGGAGCUGGAGAAGCUGGGACCCAAGUAUAGGAUUGCGCUGAGGAUUGCGCGCGACGAGAGGUGGGAGAGGUUGCCGUGUGAUCAUAAGGGUGUUUAUGCUGAUGACUGCAUUGUCGAUCGCGUUAUGAAACACCGCGUAUACAUCGUCGCGACCAACGAUAAGGACCUCUGCCGCCGGAUACGCAAGAUCCCCGGUGUCCCUAUCAUGAACGUAGCUCGGGGGAAAUACGUGAUCGAGAGAUUGCCCGGCGCUCCUCAAUAGUGAGGAUCUAUAGUUAUAGGACAUAUAAUACAUACGCAUGCAUAGCUAUUUAGAGGCAUCCGGCGUUAGGGCAGACAUUAUUAUAUCAAGUUAGGUUGGCUUAAGGCAUACCAGACGGCGUUAAAGGCAGAUAAAAGCAAAAGCAGU